ACAUUCAACUUCCAAAAUUUUAAAAAAAAUUCGGACAACUACUUCCGAAUGAAGUAAAUUUUUUUUUUCCAUUUUAUAUUCCAAAUUUGCAAACUGCAUAUCAAAUUUACAGUUUCAAAUUGCAAAUUAAUCUUUAUAAUGCCAUUAAAAAUUUGUAAUGUUAUACAAAACAUGCAGGAAUAUGUGUCAACUCAAGGAAGUCAGGUUUGCACGGAUUUUGUGUUAGAUUACACCACUCAAUUCACAACUGAACAGGUAUUCAAAAGUAAGGAUGAAUUGCUCAACUGGGUACGUGAAGUUGGAAAGAGAAAUGGUUUGGUCAUUGUAAUCAAAACAUCAGACUAUGGUGGAGGAAAAAAAAGACCCAGGAUGUAUCUUGCUUGUGAGAGAAGUGGCCAAUAUAGAGCAACAAAGAAGUUAAAACAUGAUGGCAACAAUACAUCAAGAAUAACCGGUACGAAGAAGUGUGGUUGUCCUUUUGAUAUGAGGGCUCACAAGUUUACCACACAUGAUGAAUGGACAUUGACCGUAGUAUGCGGAUUGCAUAAUCAUCUACCUGCGGAGCACCUCGAGGGACAUUCAUAUGCGGGGAGGCUAUCAAAGGAUGAGAAAGCAUUGUUAAUGGAUAUGUCAAAGAGCAUGGUUCGGCCAAAAGAAAUCCUAGUAACCUUGAAACAGCGAGAUGCCUUCAACGUAAGCACACUUAAAACCAUUUACAAUGUACGCCAUCGAAACAGGGUGGUACAGAGAGUUGGAAGAUCACAGAUGCAACACUUAUUGGGUGAAUUGGCCAAGUAUAAUUACAUUGAGCGCCAUCGGUCUGAAGAGUCCACGAUGACUGUGACAGACUUGUUUUGGGCACCUCCUACCAGUUUGGACUUAUUUCGGUCUUUCCCACGUAUAUUAAUUAUGGAUUGCACAUAUAAAACCAACAGAUAUCGGUUUCCUCUUCUUGAAAUUGUGGGAGUGACAUCAACUAAAAUGACAUUCUCUGUAGCUUUUGCAUACUUACAGUAUGAGAGGGUCGAUAACUAUACGUGGGUGUUAGCUACAUUGCGUGAUGUCAUGGAUGGGUUUGUUGUGCCAACAGUUAUUGUUACUGACAGAGAGCUAGCCUUGAUGAAUGCCAUACAGAAGAUAUUCCCAAGUGCCAGACAUUUAUUAUGUCGUUGGCAUAUCAGUAAGAAUGUGUUGACCAAAUGCAAAAAAAUGUUUGAGACACAGCAAAAAUGGGAGAAGUUCAACCAUGAGUGGAACUCUGUAGUGUAUUCAUCUUCUGAAAUUCAAUACGAGGAGCGUCUUAAAUCAUUACUUAAGGAAUUCAGUAGUUAUCCUGAUGCAGUCAAAUACGUCAUGGAUACUUGGUUGGUUCCUUACAAGGACAAAUUUGUGGCGGCAUAGACAGACACGUGUAUGCAUUGUGGCAA
This is a messenger RNA of Camellia sinensis, 1427 nucleotides long. The record is from RefSeq and is a predicted model, not a curated record. Lineage: Eukaryota; Viridiplantae; Streptophyta; Magnoliopsida; Ericales; Theaceae.